AUGGCCAAUGAGUGCACGAACGGGGCCUCGCCUGCCCGCGAUGCAGGCGAGGAGCCCAAGUUGCUACGCACGGUCUUCCAGCGCAAGAGUCCAGAGGAGCUCGCGCUGCGCCGGCAGAUGUUGGCGGAGCUGGUGCGGCAGACAGCAGAGCUCGAAGACGGUCGGCCUUGGCCACAAGGCGACCCCUCAAAGGCGCCAUUCCCGCAGACGCCCUUCCCGCGGCGUGUCACGGCAGAUGGGCCGCUGCGCUUCGCAUCGCACUUUGAGUGUGGAAACCUGCUGUCCGCCAAGCUGGCUGGUGCCAAAGGUGCAGGCCCUUCUGGGAGCCCAAGCUCGGAGCUGGAGUACGAGCUUCUCGUGGAUGCAGACACUCAAAGUGCUCAAGGGCACACACAGUGGUUUUACUUCUCCAUCAGGAACGGUGGGUUCUGUGGCAAUGUCCACUUCCGCAUCGUCAACCUGCGAAAGAAGAAGUCGCUCUACCAACAGGGCAUGCAGCCCUUCGUCUUCUCCCGGAAGCGGCCUCGCUGGGAGCCUUUCGGGUGCCAGGGUGUUAGCUACGCGCCUAGCCGCCAGAAGGACAAGGAUGGGCUGCGUGGAGAUUUCCACACGCUGCAGUGGUCCUACCGCAUUGAGCGCAAGGAGGAUGAACUCUUCUUCGCAGCCUACCCGCCGUACACCUACAGCAUGAUGCAGGGCUUCCUGUCCUGCCUGGAGCAAGAGCCCGAUGCUAGGACACAUUUUGUACGUGCUGAAUUAUGCCGCUCCAUCGGCCAGCUGCCUGUGCCGCUGGUGGCAAUCAGUCAGGGUUUGCGAGAGGACGACGAUGAGUCCAAGGCGAAAGCCAAGCCAGCCGUGGUCAUCACCGCCCGGCAGCAUCCGGGUGAGGUGGUAGGGUCAUGGGCGGUGCAGGGCUUGCUACGGUUCUUGCUGGGCCGGACGCCGGCAGCACGACGCCUGCGUGAAGCCUACCUCUUUCACGUCAUUCCCAUGGUGAAUGUGGAUGGGGUCGUGCACGGGAACUCUCGUUGUACUUUGGCUGGUGUCGAUCCGAAUCGGGUUUGGCAUGAUCCGAACCCCAUCCUUCAUCCGGUGAUCUUUGCCCUAAAGAACCAUGUGCGAAGCCUCUCACAGGGUUUGCAGCCGGCGGCCACGCACCAUGUAGGAGCUGCAGCCCGGGGUGUGGAGAUGUUUCUCGACCUCCAUGGCCACUCCGCCAAGUUUGGCUGCUUCUUCUAUGGCUCCAACCCGACGGCGCACAUCUCGAAUGCCGUGUUCCCAAAGAUGUGCAGCUUGAUCAACUCCGACCUUUGUUUCGAGCAGUGCCAUUGGCGGUGUACGCGCUCUCACCGAAAGACUGCUCGUUACGUGGUAUACAAGCAAUUUGGGGUCAAGUACGCUUACACAAUGGAGUGCUCCCUCUUUGCGGCAGUGGAUACAGGUGCCGGCUUCGCCGAGAGUCAUUUCACGCCGUCGAGGGUCGAGUUUGUCGGCUGUGCCGUUGGCUGUGGCCUUGCUCUUUUCUUCAACGUGGACCUUUGCAGCGUGGCGGGGACCUGCCCCACAGCCGACGCGGCACACAGCGCUCUGACCGAGAGCUCCAAUGCCGUCGGCGGCUGCACCUGUGAAGGGUUGCUCUUGGACCUGUCUUGCCCGCGGGUGCUUGGCCUUCGACCCUGGUUCCAGACGGAGGUCUUGGACUCGAUCACGGCAGCCGAUGUUCUCGAAGGUCUGCUGGCGGUGUACGGCGAGGUGGUGCCUGAUCUGGCAAAGCUGACCCACGGCAGCGAUGACGGAGGUGACAGCGAUGGGGAUGACGCGGACGACGAAGAGCGGCGUCCAAAGGAAGCCUCGUCGCCAACGUCGGGUGUG
Symbiodinium pilosum is the source of this 1872-nucleotide messenger RNA. The record is from the annotation of a GenBank genome assembly. Lineage: Eukaryota; Dinophyceae; Suessiales; Symbiodiniaceae.